UGUAUAAAACGGGGCAGGGGGAGCUCCUGUCGCCAGGUGCCCACCAGGGACUCUACUUGGAAGGGCGCUCCUGCCCAAUACCGAGGCGCGUUGGGCGGCCGAGGGUGGGUGAAGGAGCGCCAAUCAUGAAGCUGACGCAUCCGCUCUUGCUACUAUCGCUGCUGGCGGCGGCGGCGGCUGAGUUCAAUGGGCACAAAGCUCCAGGACUGCGCCGAAGGAGCGACUCUGCCGUGAAACUCUGCGGCCCCGACUUCAUCCGCGCCAUCCACUUCAACUGCGGAGCGUCUCGAUCCAAGAAGCGCUCAGAAAGUCAAGCGGCGGAGGAGCGGCUGCAUCCCGGGUUUGUUCUGCCUAUCAGUUACGAAGGGAUGGAGGAUCCAAAGGAGCGGUCAAGCUUUGAUUUUUCGAAAAGGGAAAUAGAGGAUGAAAUUUGGCAAUAUAUAAGUGAAUUGGUAAAGCUGAGGGAAUCAAAAGGUCUCCUCAGAAAACGUGACUACUCUGCGGUGGUGGCUGACAGGUGUUGUAAAAAGGGAUGUUCCAUAGCUGAGAUUAAUACACUAUGUUAAGAUUACAGUUACAUCUCAUUUUUUUUUUUUACAGAUCAAUGAUAUUGGGCUAGUUAUGGGCUAUUUGACUGAAUACUGUGUGCAGGAAGAAUCAGUAAAGACUAUUAACUGUUAAUUUAUUUUGUUUGCAAGUUACUGAUGGUGUACCUCUUAUUAAAUACAAAAACUACUACAUGUACAGCUGUCUGCAGAACUCUCUUACACUUUUAUUUACUGCUUCUAAAAAUGUUCAGUUUUUCUAUUUCUAGCUACUCUGAAAUCAUGCUGAUGUUCAUACAAUAUUAGCAAAAUUGUAGAAUUAAAGCAUAGAUUAUA
Sphaerodactylus townsendi is the source of this 881-nucleotide messenger RNA. Its product is annotated as relaxin-3-like. The record is from RefSeq and is a predicted model, not a curated record. The transcript has 2 exons. Gene Ontology annotation, cellular component: extracellular region. Lineage: Eukaryota; Metazoa; Chordata; Lepidosauria; Squamata; Sphaerodactylidae. The coding region runs from base 126 to 566 and encodes 146 amino acids. Gene Ontology annotation, molecular function: hormone activity.